This is a messenger RNA of Mugil cephalus (flathead mullet), 7242 nucleotides long. RefSeq lists its product as uncharacterized. The record is from RefSeq and is a predicted model, not a curated record. The coding region runs from base 324 to 6584 and encodes 2086 amino acids. The transcript has 16 exons. Gene Ontology annotation, molecular function: protein binding; ATP hydrolysis activity. Gene Ontology annotation, biological process: regulation of apoptotic process. Lineage: Eukaryota; Metazoa; Chordata; Actinopteri; Mugiliformes; Mugilidae.
ACUCUGUUGUGGUAACAUGGUGGACAGAGGAACUGUUGUGGUGGUGUGAGAGAUUAAAAGGGAUUAAUUAACACAAAAUAAGACAUCAAACUGACAAUGACACUAUGUUCUUGUGGUUUUGUUAUGUUUUUCCUAUUGUUUGUUGUGGGGUAAUUCCGGAGGCACUGAACAGCUUAACGUAGUUAGUUGUCCAUUGUCUUUGAGGUAUCCUUGCUUGAACUGAAAUACAUUAAUCGGGUUGAUGUUAACCUAUAAAUAUUUAACCUGAUGUCUUUUCCUCCAGAUCAGCGAAGCUGCAUCUGUGAGCAGAACACACAGAACUAAUGGCUUGUACGACACAGUCUGCCUUAGAUUAUGUCAGGAGUGCCAGAAUCCACCUUGUGGGAGAGUUCAAGAAUCUCUCUGUGAUUUUGGAGAACUUGUAUCAGAAAAAUGUUCUCAGUGAUGAAGAAGUCAGCAAAAUACAAGCAGAGAGGGAUGACUAUGAUAAAACAAGAAAAAUACUGGACUCAGUUAUAAAAAAGGGGGAAGCAGCCUGCUACGAGUUACUCAGGAUUAUUGACACAACGAGAAAGAGGACCUUAAAGAGUGAUGCUUCCACUGAGGCCAGGAAGUUUGACCUGCAUCACUGGAUCAGCUGCUUUUCUUUCAAGGAGGACCCGCAAGGGGAUAUAAACAAUUUACAAGGACCAAAGUCAUGCCACAGAUACCAGGCCAAGCUAAAGUCAAAAGCACGGAGGUUAUCAAAUGAGUUUUGGAUGACAAGUAGAAAACUGUUUGCAGAAAAGAAGCUGGAUCUGUCGUACACUUCACUUGUAUUAGAUACACAAGACAAUGUUUCUCCAUCUAAAAUAAAGAAAUUUAAGAGAAAGAAAAGCAAAAUGAUUCGCCCUAAAAAGCUCAGGACAUACAUCCCUGAGGACAAAGCAGAAAUUUCCCCCAGUGACCUACUGAAAACAUAUAAGAACAUAGUCUUGGUUGGGAAGCCUGGAAUCGGAAAGACAGCUCUCACUCAUGAAGUGCUGAGACUCUGGGCAGAAAGAGACAACAAGGAGUUAGACUACAUGUUUUACUUUGAUAUGAGAGAAACAUCCAACAUCACAGCAGCCAGGAGUUUAGAGGAGCUUCUUUUCAAUGUGUCCAUUGGACCAGAAGAAGGGGCUGAAGAGGUCUUAGACGAUAUGAAGAGGAACUCUGACAAUGUGACAAUCAUUUUGGAUGGAAUCACAGAUCUCUGUUCAUCAGUGGUGAAGAGACUUGUAGAGAAAGACCUUCUACCUGAUGCAAAGAUCAUCUUAACAUGCAGACCAGCUGACGAGGAAGACUUCUUUUAUGGAGACUGUGUCAGAGUGGAGGUGAAAGGCUUUAGUGAGCAGACAAUCAGAUCAUACUUAUCUGCAGCACUCGGUGAAGAACAAGAGAAGAUUGUGACCAACCUGGAGUUGGUGACUCUUUGCCAUGUCCCAGUGUAUGCACUGAUGGUGGCUGCCUGCUUCUCAUCAGGAGGCUCUCCACAGCCGUGCACUGAGACGGAAAUCUACAUCAAUAUUGUUCGUCACUGUCUUCAGAUAAACAGCAACAAAACAAAGAACAAAGAUCUCAAUUCGUUCAUCAGCACCAACAAGAACGAAAUACUGUCUUUGGCUGAGGUUGCUUUUCUUGCCACCCGAGGAAAAACUGUGAACCUGACUGAAGUGUCCUGUGAAGACAGCUGUGUCCUUUCCUUCCUGAAACCACUUCUUAUCAAAGCCGCCUGUACUGAAACAGAAACAAUAUACGCCUUUCUACAUUACACAGUGCAGGAGUUUUUUGCAGCUCUGUGGCUGUUGAAGAAUCCUGAUCAAAUCAGAGAUGUGUUAAAGCAGUGUCUCACUGAGGAGAUGAGACACAUGAAACAUCUGAUCCCUUUCAUGUGUCGAUUGUUGAGUGAGAGGAAACCUACUUUGAUGAGGCUUCUGAUUCCAGCUGAUGAUCUCAAAAAUACAUCUGACUGGUUCUUAAAGGAGAUGAUAACCACAUUUUCUCCUGGUCUAAAGAAGCAAGGUGUGGAUGACUCUGAGGACAGUGGGCUCAAUGUCGACAUACUGUUCUUAUGUCAGUGCUUGUAUGAGUCCCAGAGUCCUGAGGCAUGCAUCUACCUUCUGGACAGACUGGACUACCAGCUUGACCUCAGUGAAGAGAGUCUGGACUGUUCCCCUUGCUGUGCUCUGGCCUAUGUGCUCAGUCAGCAUAAGGAAAGGAAAGCACAGCUGAACCUAGAGGAUGCAACGAUAUCAGAGCAAGGAAUGAGACAACUGUUUGGAUGUCUGGAAAAUGUCCAAUGGUGUGACCCUCUGCCACAGCAGCUGUGGAAGAUUUUCCUUCUCAGUGACAGACAGAUGGACUAUGUGACCUUGCUUGGUAAAGCUGGAAAUCAGCUACACCUUCCAGUUGAGGGUAAAAGACGUCUGUUUGACAGAGCUGUUGAAGUCAUGCAGAGAAUGACUAAGAAGAUGAAUAAGAAGGUGAAUGUCUGUCUGUACGGGGACAGAGUGACUUCUGUCUGCCAGAACCUGUGUGAGUCCCUCUUACAGGCACUACCGUACAUCAGCUCGCUCAGUUUUAACUCUCAGACAUCAGAACCUUCAGAAGAAACCAGAGUCUUUGGGAAUCUGUUCUGUGCAGCAGCAGAGAGAGAAAAUCAGACAGGAGAGAAGAUAGUGGAGCUGUUAUCAUCAGUCUGCAGAUACAAAACAUUCCCUCUGAAACAGAGAUGGUGUGAUUUCCUCCUGGACCUGUACUCUGACAAGACUGAAACAGGUCUGAGACUCCUUCCAUCAUUACAGUCAGUUUUCCAGUUUCCUACAGUCUGGUCCAUAGACCUCUCAGAGAGAAAGACCUCCAUCCUCCUGGAAGUGAUGAAACUCCAAUCAGAGAAGAAACCAGUGGAGCUGAGAGGCUGCUCACAUGAAGAGAGUGAAGUGAGGAGUUUCCUGCAGUGUCUGCCUUAUAUCUCACAGCUCAGGUUUGAUCCUCAGAGUUCAAACCUUGAAGAACAAACCAAGUUCUUGUUUAAUCUGUUCUGUGCAGCAGCAGAGAGAGAAAAUCAGACAGGAGAGAAGAUAGUGGAGCUGUUAUCAUCAGUCUGCACAUAUCAAACAUUCCCUUCAGAUGAAGAUUAUAUGGAUGAUGAUGAUAAAUAUCCUUGUGACUUCCUGCUGGAUCUGUGCUCCCAUGUGAAGGACUAUGAGACUAAAACAGGUCUGAGACUCCUUCCAUCAUUACAGUCAGUUUUCCAGUCUCCUAUAGUCUGGUUCAUAGACCUCUCAGAGAGAAUAACCUCCAUCGUCCUGGAAGUGAUGAAACUCCAAUCAGAGAAGAAACCAGUGAUGCUGAGAGGCUGCUCACAUGAAGAGAGUGAAGUGAGGAGUUUCCUGCAGUGUCUGCCUUAUAUCUCAGAGCUCAGGUUUGUUCCUUGGAGUUCAGAUCCUCAUCAACAAACCAGGUUCUUGUUGAAUCUGUUCUGUGCAGCAGCAGAGAGAGAAAAUCAGACAGGAGAGAAGAUAGUGGAGCUGUUAUCAUCAGUCUGCAAGGAUGAAACAUUCUCUUUAGAUGAAGAUUACAUGGAUUAUAUGGAUGAUGAUGAUGAUGAUGAUGAUGAUGAUGACAAGAAAGAUCAUUGUGACCUCCUGCUGGAUCUGUGCUCCCAUGUAAAGGACUAUGAGACUAAAACAGGUCUGAGACUCCUUCCAUCAUUCCAGUCAGUUUUCCAGUCAGCUCCUACAGUCUGGUUCAUAGACCUCUCAGAGAGAAAGACCUCCAUCCUCCUGGAAGUGAUGAAACUCCAAUCAGAGAAGAAACCAGUGGAGCUGAGAGGCUGCUCACAUGAAGAGAGUGAAGUGAGGAGUUUCCUGCAGUGUCUGCCUUAUAUCUCACAGCUCAGGUUUGAUCCUCAGAGUUCAAACCUUGAAGAACAAACCAAGUUCUUGUUUAAUCUGUUCUGUGCAGCAGCAGAGAGAGAAAAUCAGACAGGAGAGAAGAUAGUGGAGCUGUUAUCAUCAGUCUGCACAUAUCAAACAUUCCCUUCAGAUGAAGAUUAUAUGGAUGAUGAUGAUAAAUAUCCUUGUGACUUCCUGCUGGAUCUGUGCUCCCAUGUGAAGGACUAUGAGACUAAAACAGGUCUGAGACUCCUUCCAUCAUUACAGUCAGUUUUCCAGUCUCCUAUAGUCUGGUUCAUAGACCUCUCAGAGAGAAUAACCUCCAUCGUCCUGGAAGUGAUGAAACUCCAAUCAGAGAAGAAACCAGUGAUGCUGAGAGGCUGCUCACAUGAAGAGAGUGAAGUGAGGAGUUUCCUGCAGUGUCUGCCUUAUAUCUCAGAGCUCAGGUUUGUUCCUUGGAGUUCAGAUCCUCAUCAACAAACCAGGUUCUUGUUGAAUCUGUUCUGUGCAGCAGCAGAGAGAGAAAAUCAGACAGGAGAGAAGAUAGUGGAGCUGUUAUCAUCAGUCUGCAAGGAUGAAACAUUCUCUUUAGAUGAAGAUUACAUGGAUUAUAUGGAUGAUGAUGAUGAUGAUGAUGAUGAUGACAAGAAAGAUCAUUGUGACCUCCUGCUGGAUCUGUGCUCCCAUGUAAAGGACUAUGAGACUAAAACAGGUCUGAGACUCCUUCCAUCAUUCCAGUCAGUUUUCCAGUCAGCUCCUACAGUCUGGUUCAUAGACCUCUCAGAGAGAAAGACCUCCAUCCUCCUGGAAGUGAUGAAACUCCAAUCAGAGAAGAAACCAGUGGAGCUGAGAGGCUGCUCACAUGAAGAGAGUGAAGUGAGGAGUUUCCUGCAGUGUCUGCCUUAUAUCUCACAGCUCAGUUGUCCUCCAGAGUUCUUCCAGUCUGUGUGUUCUUCCAUCUCUGUGAGGUCCAGAGAGGACGUCCAUCAGUUGUCGUCUCUGCUGCAGCUUCUUGACUUCAACCUGAUCUUAACAGGAAAGUUACGCAGGAAAACCUGUUGUUCUGUGGGGAGAGUUCUCCAUCUCUGUGGAUCUAAAGUGGAUCUCACCCUCACAGCCUUAAAGAUGUCAGUCAGAGGAGCCUCCAACCUCUUCAGAAGGACAACAUGUCUCCACAGUCUGAGACUUUCCAACAACAUGGUCCCGUUCCUGUGUCAGUGGAUCAGAAGAGGCAGACUGGUCUGUCCAUUAGUAGUUGAAGAGCUUCAUCUUGUUCCUCAGACAGUCCAGCCAUCAGACAGAUUAAUGUUGGAGGUUGUCAGUAGUUUAUCUUCUCUGCUCAGAUACUGGACAGUCAGACUCUUAGACCUGACUGAGUCCUGCAUCUCUGCUCAGUGUCUCAUGUCUCUGCUGCUUCAUGAUGGUCCUCUAACACUCAAACUGAGUGAAGAGAUUCUCCAGCAGCUUCUGACCCUCGUCCAUGAAGUCCAGGACAAACACUUGACGUUGUCCUUGUUGAGUAAAGUUGGAGGAGACCUGAGCUCCUGUCGUCUGGACUGGGAGCUUCUUCACUACCUGCUACAGUCGUCAGAUCAGAUCAUCACUGUGAACCUGAGGAAGAACCGGUUCCUGCAGGAGAACACUACUCGACUGCUUCCCUUUCUGGACAGGAUGGUGUUGACAAGGCCCAGUCCCAGCUUUGUGAUGACCUCCAUCAGAGAACUGUACAGAGCUCAGGCCGGUCUCUCUGUACCAGGUUUACUGAGGUCUUUGGAUCAUGUGAUCAGUCUGAGCUGUAGAGAGCUGGACUCAGUGGACUGUGCUGCUCUGCUCUUCGUCCUCAAACACAGUGACAGAGUGAAGCUGAACCUGCUGUGGACGUCCAUACCAGGAGAGGGACUACAGUCCAUCCUCUCUGCACUGGACAGAGUCUCUCAGCUCAGUGUCGACAGGAAUCAGCUGCUGAGGUUCAUCCACUGCUGUGCUGCCUCUGACGACCAGCAGGGGGCGUCGUCAGGUCUCCUGAGGACUCUGCAGCACAGCUUGGACCUGUCCUGCUCCUCCUGUGUGGAGACACCAGAGGAGGCUCAGACUGAGUCUCUGAGUCUGACUGGUGACGACUGCAGGGUCGUUUCCACCGUCCUGAGACACAGCAGCAUGGACACACAGCUGGACCUGAGACACUGUGAGGUGGAGGACAGUGGACUGGAGCUGCUGUUUCCUGUCCUCGACAGGGUCCAUCUGAGAGUCAGUAAAACCGUCCUCCUCCAGCUGGUGUCCCUGGUCCCUGUCCACAGUGAGGAGGACACGGUGAGACGGGCCGUGUCCCUGUGUGGAGCCCUGGGUGGAGAGCUGGAUCUGAGUCACAGUAGACUGGACCAGAGGACCUGUGGGGCUUUGGUCCAGAUGCUGGAGUUCAGUGAAGGUCUGACGGAGCUGGACCUCAGUCACUGUCAGCUCACUGACCAGCUGCUGCUCCCACUCAGCUCACAGCUGCACAAAGUCCAGGUCCUGGAUCUGAGUCACAACCAGAUCACUGAUGCUUCCACUGACCUGUUACUGCAGCUGCCCUCCAUCAACCCCUCCAUCCACACUGUGCGACUCUUCAGCAACAAAAUCAAGGACAGAACCCCCUUCAAGAAACACCAGCACUUUGAAAUAUGGUGAAGCAGCUGUUCUUCAGGUGGUAACGUGAUCUUCAUCAUCAAUCAGAGAAUCAUUGUUUUUAUCCGUUGAUCAUUGGGUGAAAUGUUGAUUGUGGUGAUAUUAGUUUAAAAAACUCUAAUUAUUUCAUUUGUAUUUUUUAAAUGAUGAUCAGGAGUGUUAUAUAAGUGAUUGUUGAUACAAAAAUUACUCCAGAUUAUUCUUUUAUGGAACUCUUAUCUAUGACUGACACCAUGUGAUGUUAUAUUUAAUUACAUCAAAAACAAAGAAAGGGUGUGUUACUAGUUGGUUUUGUGUAUUUUUAUUUUGUUUUGUUUAUUGAUAACUGGAUUUAUUCUAGAAGAAUGAUCUGUCACUCUCUGGUAUCUUUAAGAAAAUACUAAUUAAAAUGUAAAUAUUUCCUUUUACUUCAUAUUCAUUUUCUCUGAUACUUUAUUAUGUCCAUUUGAAAAUGUUAUAUUAUUUUACUUCAUUAUAGUGCUUCAUUGACUGUAAACCAGUUCACAACUGAGAAACUUUGUGUCAAAAGCCUUUUUUUGCUUUUAAUAAACUGUAAUUCACUUUUAUUCACUGUAACUAUAAUAAUUGCUCUAAGAAAUGAAUGUACACCUGCAGAAUGCACUCAGUGAGUGUUCAAUAAAGAUUCAGGUGCUUUAAGCUA